AACGUAAAAUGAAGACAGGUGUAAAUUGAUAUAGUGCUAGACAAUGCUUUGGGCCUGAGCGUGUGAAAUAGUCACGAUUUGAAAUUGAGUUUAUAUCGAGGUGAUUCGUGUGUGAAAGAGUAUUGAAUUUAUUGAGAGUUUUGGGGCAAUCUUUGGAGAUUCUAUUGUUGGAUUUAAAACGGAAAAUUGUCUCAUAUGUGAGUCUAUGGGGAUGUAUUGAGAUAGAGAGAUACCUUUCGAAUGUGGUGAUACUUUUUUUUUAUUCUCUUAAACGAUAAAAGAAGAAGUAUUGAAGCUGAUAAGAAAGCGACAGAGUCACUUGCAACUUAGGUGGAAAAUACAAAAGACAUUCACUUUCCCGCAUCAAUUGUAAAAAGUUGUGUAUUUUCUUACUCUCCAGCGGUAACUUUUCACUUGGUGUUUCUUGUGCACCAUUCACCAAAAGAAAAGCCACUCAGUGAAAAUCAUUUGAUAUUAGAGACAUUCCUAGGAUUUUCUAUAGUUUUUUUUUAUUUAUUUCUCAGUGAAAAAUGCCAUGUUUCUUUCGGUUUAACAGUUCCAAAGGAUAUGAUCUACCCCAGGUGAAUUCCCAGCAAAAUGGAAAACGUGACAGACCAAUUGAAAGAAUUAAGUCCUUUCAACCUCCACAAAAUGCAAUUUCUACACUGGAACAGCCUCAAUCAAGUACGAGUCGAGAUGACCACAAUCGGCAUAACCUGACCACAAUCAUGGUGAAUGGCAUGAAAUCUGAACCGGACGUGGCAACGCCCAAAAGUCCGGAAGAUGACAAACCCCCAAUGCCCCCAUUAGCAGUCUCCCCGCAGAUUUCCGCGAAGACAAAGUAUCCUGGAAAGAAAUCAGCAGCAUCAACCAAAAAACCAGCUCCAAUGCCAUCAAGAGGGAAUGAGUUGAAAGUGCCGGAGACCACUGGGACAAGCUUAAAUGUGGAUGAGAGAAAGGUAAAUUAUGUGACGGAGAGUGAAAAGAAUACCGUCGAGACCAAGAGUGAGACGUCCGGUGGGAGAGACAUCCGCACAAACGACCAGGAGGCAAUGAGGAAAACUCCUGAGUCAACACUGAGUCAAUCUGUGACGUCGGAGAUUCCAAUGAAUGGGGACAGGUCCUCAUCCUCCACAUAUACAGAGACACCGUCUGUUGGGCGGAAGCAUUCGAUAAAGUCCAAUGAUGGAAUGAAGCCAAAAGCAAGGAAGAGAUCUGGCGUGGAUGGUGGCAAAUUGGAACUGAAAGAUGUACAAAUUGAAACGUACCCUAAGGAUAAGAAGACCCUGGAUACCCUCAAGGAUGCUGUAAUGGCAAAUGACUUUCUCAAGAACAUUAUGGAUGCAGAAAGACUAGAUUUAAUUGUUAAUUGCAUGAUGCCAGGAAGUUCUAAAGCAGCCACUUUCAUUAUCACGGAAGGUGAUAUUGGUUUUUACCUCUACAUUUCCGACGAAGGAUCGUAUGAAGUGCUGAGAGAUGGGAAGUGGGUGAGUUCCUUUGGACCUGGUGUGGUCUUUGGGGAACUAGCUAUACUGUACAAGGCUAAGAGACUAGCAUCAAUUCGUGCCACAUCUGAUGUUCAGUACUGGAUGCUGGACAGGCAGGUCUUCCAGAAGAUAAUGAUUGAGACGGGCCGAAAGGAGCAGGAUGACAAUAUGCGUUUUCUGAGCUCAGUGUCCAUCUUCCGUGACAUUUCCAAGCCCAUUCUGUACAAGAUAUCCGACCUCCUACGGCGCGAGUUUUACAAGACAGGCUCAUAUAUCAUCAAGCAGGGCGAGAGAGGUGAUAAAUUCUACAUUAUACGAGGCGGAACUGUCACGGUGAAGAAGAAAGACAAUGAGGGGCGCUCGGUGACGGUGGGUGUUCUCAAGAGGGGUGACUACUUUGGGGAGAAAGCUCUACUUACCGAGGAGAGACGCCUCGCGAGUAUCAUUGCCAAUGAUCCGGGUACAGAAUGUUUGGCACUGGAUAAGGCAUCCUUCCUCAGUUUCAUCGGUCCUGUGGAAAGCCUUAAGCAGUCAUCUCAAGCCACUGAAGCCAUAAUACCCCCAACCACCGUGGUGAAGUCAGAAUUCAGCCAUGUGGCAUUAGAUGAGUUGGAACUGGUGGGAACACUGGGUGUUGGUGGAUUUGGGCGUGUGGAGCUGGUUCAGUAUCGCAACAGAGAGACUUUUGCCCUCAAGUAUCUCAAGAAAAUCGAUAUGGUGCAGCAGCAGCAGCAGGAGCACGUAUACAAUGAGAAGAAUAUUAUGGCACAGUGCAAUUGUGAGUUCAUCAUAAAACUCUAUGCCACGUUUAAGGACAACAAGUACCUUUACUUCCUAAUGGAACCCUGUUUGGGCGGUGAUUUGUGGGGCUUGCUGCAGAAGCAUAGACGAUUUGAUGAGAAAAUCAGUAGAUUCUUCACGGCAUGUGUUGUGGCUGCUUUUGAGUACCUCCAUACACGCAAUAUCGUGUAUAGGGACUUGAAGCCUGAGAACCUCAUGCUGGAUGCCAAGGGAUAUGUCAAGUUGAUUGAUUUUGGUUUUGCUAAAAUAAUCGGUCAUGCCCAGAAGACGUGGACUUUCGCCGGGACACCUGAAUAUGUAGCUCCAGAAAUUAUUCUCAACAAGGGUCAUGAUAGAGCUGUGGACUACUGGGCUCUUGGUAUCUUCAUUCAUGAGCUGUUGGUGGGAAAACCACCUUUCCGUGGAAAGGGUCACCUCAAAACCUACACAUUAAUCCUACGCGGAAUAGAGUCCGUAGAUAUGCCCAGUCGUAUACCCAAGAAAGCUCAGGACCUCAUUAAAAGGCUCUGUCGACAAAUUCCAGCUGCAAGAUUGGGCUACCAGAAGCAGGGUAUUGCAGAUAUUAAGACCCAUACUUGGUUCAACAAGUUCGAAUGGGAUAAACUUAAGAACAAGACUAUGGUGGCACCACUAAUUCAACCUGUUCGGAGCCUAACCGACCUCUCCAACUUCGAUGAAUGCCCUUCAGAUCGCGAUGAACCCCAAGAUGAGACUUCGGGCUGGGACAGAGACUUCUAAUCCCAUGCUCAAAAUCAAUAAUCUUGAUCCCUCUUGCAGUCUUUUCAAUAUGCUCCCAGCUUAAGAAUGACUGAUAGGGAAACCACCUCGUGUGAAUGUUUUUUUUUUACAUCAAUGAUUAUUUUUUUUAUCAAUAUAGUAAAUUAGUAUUUAA
Phlebotomus papatasi is the source of this 3180-nucleotide messenger RNA. Its product is annotated as cGMP-dependent protein kinase 1. Gene Ontology annotation, biological process: protein phosphorylation. The coding region runs from base 531 to 3026 and encodes 831 amino acids. The transcript is spliced from 5 exons. NCBI's taxonomy places the organism in Eukaryota, Metazoa, Arthropoda, Insecta, Diptera, Psychodidae. The record is from RefSeq and is a predicted model, not a curated record. Gene Ontology annotation, molecular function: ATP binding; cGMP-dependent protein kinase activity.